Messenger RNA from Parnassius apollo (apollo), 585 nucleotides. NCBI's taxonomy places the organism in Eukaryota, Metazoa, Arthropoda, Insecta, Lepidoptera, Papilionidae. The record is from the annotation of a GenBank genome assembly.
AUGUGGCCCGAUGUCUUCAAUCAUGAUGAUCCCACGAGUCUCAGCAAGUUGGAAUUGAUUGAAGUCUUCGAUAGGAAGGAAGAAGUAAGGAAGUUAAAAUCAAAAUCUAGUACCUCUCCCGGAUUGUACGGAUUAACAUACGGUGAUCUUAGAAAGGCGAACCCAGGAGCCUUUAUAUUAACAGCACUAUUCAAUGCAGUGGGACGGCUCGAAGUAGUACCUGGUUGCUGGAAGGACUCCAACAGGAUAGGACUACUACACAAGAAAGGACCGAAGAGUGACAUUGCAGACAGAGUCAAUACCUGGGCAGUCGCCAAUAGAAGAUAUAGCACUUCACAAAAGGGACUACUUCCGUACGAGGGAUGCUAUGAGCACAACUUUGUGCUUAAGAAGACCAUCCAGCAAGCCAAGCGCGAUAAAGGAGAGGUCGUUGUCCCCUGGCUGGAAUUGGCCAGCGCAUUUAACUCUGUCCCGCACUCGUCUAUUCAUAGGGCUCUUGAACAUCACGGGAUGCCAGCGAUUAUAAGAGACUUAAUUGAUUCGCUGUACAAAGACACGAGAACUAAAGUUCGUACCUCGGAGUGA